AUGUUUCCCUGCCCCAGCAGCACGUCCACUCCCUUCUCUGUAAAGGAUAUAUUAAACCUGGAGCAGAGUCGUGACGUUAUGGUGUCUUCUCUGGACGUUUCAUCUCGUAUGGACUGCUGCACCGUGCCGACGUCCUCUUCCUCUUCCUCCUGCAUGCUGGCCUGCCUGAAGCAGGAGCCUCUCCGGGACAUGUCGUCCGUCACCGCCUCGAUGUUUGGAGAAGACCUCCACGAGCCCAGAGCCGGCAGAGGCCAUGCACUCAACUUUGCUACUACCUUUUAUGGGAAAUCCCUCAUGGAGAUGGAUAUAGUUAAAGACGGGAAAUCUAACGCGUUUGAGGGGAAACGUAGAAAAGAGGACUUCAUUCCUCCGACCGAGCUUGUGGAAGACAUAAAAACCGAUGAUCUGAACCGACCCAAGACCCGGAGACGCAGGAAGCCGCGGGUCCUCUUCUCCCAGGCGCAGGUGUACGAGCUGGAGCGCCGCUUCAAGCAGCAGAGAUACCUGUCCGCCCCGGAGAGAGACCACCUAGCCGGGGUGCUCAAACUCACCCCGACCCAGGUAAAGAUCUGGUUCCAGAACAGGAGGUAUAAGUGCAAGCGGCAGAGGCAGGACCAGAGCCUGGAGAUGGUGUCUCUGCCGCCGCCCAGGAGGGUGUCGGUGCCGGUGCUGGUGCGGGAUGGGAAGCCUUGCCUAGCGGCAGACACAGCCACCUACAACCCCUCCUACAGUAUGGGUCACAUCAACCAUUUCACUUAUAACAACUAUCCGGCUUUCAGUAACUACACCAGCCCCGGCUGCAACACAAACUAUGCGUGUAAUUAUCCUGCAGCCACAAUGCAAACUAUGCAAGGACCCUCCAACAACGGGAAUUACAUGAACUUUGGGGUAGGGGACCUGAAUAAUGUCCAGAACACGUUUACCUCCAGUAAUGGGGUGUCUUCGUUACAUGGCAUUAGGACAUGGUAAAUUAAACAUCAAAUACUCGUGUUAUCCUAUUUAGUUUAACUGAGGUGGUUUUACGACUGCAUGCAUUUUUAAAUGUGUCAAGACUUAGAGUUUUUGUAACUUUUCUUAUAUUUAAUUAUUUACUUCUAGUAGUUUUUCGUUUGUGUUUUCAGCACCAGUUUUUGUCUGAAUAGCAGACUUUUAUUUAUUUAUUUCUGUGACAUUGCCCUCUAAAUCCAA
Cottoperca gobio is the source of this 1188-nucleotide messenger RNA. It is a transcript of the gene nkx2.5, whose product is annotated as NK2 homeobox 5. The coding region runs from base 1 to 969 and encodes 322 amino acids. Lineage: Eukaryota; Metazoa; Chordata; Actinopteri; Perciformes; Bovichtidae. Gene Ontology annotation, molecular function: DNA-binding transcription factor activity, RNA polymerase II-specific; RNA polymerase II cis-regulatory region sequence-specific DNA binding. The transcript has 2 exons. The record is from RefSeq and is a predicted model, not a curated record. Gene Ontology annotation, cellular component: nucleus. Gene Ontology annotation, biological process: cell differentiation; regulation of transcription by RNA polymerase II.